Messenger RNA from Mercenaria mercenaria, 1327 nucleotides. RefSeq lists its product as uncharacterized. NCBI's taxonomy places the organism in Eukaryota, Metazoa, Mollusca, Bivalvia, Venerida, Veneridae. The record is from RefSeq and is a predicted model, not a curated record. The coding region runs from base 91 to 897 and encodes 268 amino acids. The transcript has 5 exons.
AGAUAUGCCACCGACAUGCUCAUGCCAUUCAAUCCAUUGCUUUUAGACAUGGCGGAAAUGAGUCCAGGAAAUUAAAGAAAAAACCCAAACAUGGAGCACAAGGCGCAGCUUGAGAACAUAAAAUACAGAAACUGGGUGAGGGCAGGUCUUGGUAUUAAAUAUGUAAAAGAAGGUUUGGAACCAUUCUGCGACCACCUUGUUAAUCAUCAGCAUAUUUCUAUCUUAGAUAAAGUUAAACAGAAACACAAUCUUUCGACAGUGUCAUGUGGACUUUGCGAUGUACGCACACUCCAGCCGGAUCAUGUCCAAACCAAAUUUAGGCAGUGUCCUCUCGGUCAAACUAAUUGUAACUGUCUACGCCCAGGCGGAAAAGCGUCUUGUCCCAGCAACGUGUGUGGUGCCAUAUACGAUGAAAUUAUUAAGCACCAUGCAUCCACUCCUCCUGCUCCAUAUUGGAGAAACACAGACGCACAUCAGUGGUGUACUGAACCAUGGGCUGUUGCAAAAUGUUUCAUAAAUGCUCCGGGAUAUGAACAGAAGAAAAGCGUACUUGAGAUUGACUGUUCUGGUUUGUUGCAUCUGCUGAUUAAUAACAUAGAGUUUCAUCAAUAUAUCAAGUGUGUUAUUUCAGGCAAUGAUGCUUUCUCAAGGGUGCUUCGGCAUAGAAACUCUAUAUUCCAUUCUGACAAUAUGGAACUAGAGGACACAGAUAUUACAUCAUAUAUAAAUGAUAUGAUAGAACUGCUACAAGAUGAAAAGGUAAUUAGAGAGAGGGAAGCGUCAAAACAGGCGGUCAAGAAACUGAUUGAGCUUAAGCAAGAACAGUUUAUAAUAACCACUACAGAUGAAACCGAAAUUUAUAUGGCUAAAGUCGCUGAAAAGGAAAAAAAAAAUUGAACAAGAAAUAGUUAACGCAAAAAAUGAAAUCAGAGUGGCAACUGAUAAAAGUGAACAGCAGGUAAAAAAGACAGGUUCAUUUAUUAUGGAUGAACUCGCGCAGAAAGAUGCAGAAAUGAAAAAUAUGUUUGAUGAAAAGGAAAAAGAAAUCAAAGAGAAUUUGAGGAUGACAGAAGUUAACUCAAAACAAGAACUUAAGCAGAUAGAGACGGAAAUCAAAGCUAAAUUGAAAAUGACAGAAGUGGAAGCACAAGAGAGAAUAGAUCAGAAAGGAAAAGAGAUUGAAGAAGAUUUGAACCGUAAAGGGAAAUUUUAUCAGAUAGAACAAAGACGCAGUGAAGACAGAAAGGAAGUAACAGACGAUGUAGCAAAGGUCGGUCUUUAUGAUAAGCCUCCAUCGUCUGAUUAUGAAAGAAAAAGAGAAGGUAAU